Drosophila sechellia is the source of this 1061-nucleotide messenger RNA. RefSeq lists its product as uncharacterized. Bases 534 to 920 code for a protein of 128 amino acids. The transcript has a single exon. The record is from RefSeq and is a predicted model, not a curated record. Lineage: Eukaryota; Metazoa; Arthropoda; Insecta; Diptera; Drosophilidae.
AACCCAACAUUCUCCCCUCCUUUUCCCUCUUAUCCAAAUCGACGAGUGUGUAGCCGAUACACUUAUUAUAUUUUUUUUCUGAGAUACAAUUAUAAACACAAAAACGACUUUUAACUAUAUAUUAAAUAAAAACAAAAGGAACAACAUGAUAAUUUAUUCAAACACUUUUUUGACUUGAUUUGGUAGGGUGCACCAUUUGAAUAAUAUUUUUAUUGAUCUAGCGUAAAGACGUUUUUUUUUUUUUCAAAAUGAACACCAACUUGAAAUACUUCAUUCUUUGUCUCAAGUAUAGCCUUGAUUACACCAAAGUUAUCUACAUGUCUUUUAACAUCAACUUAUUUUGUAUAUGCUAGCCAAAUAUUUAUCUGGGGCAUUACGUUAUUUGUUGAGGCCAUUUUCACAAAAUGAUGUCAAGAGUAAUGAAUGCAGUAAAUAAAUAUGUACCCAAUCUGCUUAUAUGUUCGUUAGCUUUUUAUGUAGACUAUAAAUACGUAGGGAAUUGACUAAGAACACGUUAGAGUAACUGCAGCAACAUGUCGAGCCGGGUGCCUAUUUUUGUUUUGGUUAUCAUAUUGACUAUACUCUUAUCCGACAUAAGAAGUGAACAGCAAAGCGGCGAAACUCAUUUGGAGAACGCCAAUCAACAGCUUCAAUUUAUUUUGGAUACCAUAAGUCAACACGAGCGUCAGAGAGUACAAGAAAUUAUUGAUAACUCGAAAUUGGAUAACAGAAAACAGCGACCAAAUAGCAAGAGAUUAAGAUGGAAUCGAAAAACGACUGCCCCACAUCGCAAGGAUCUUGGAAAAUUGGAACAUAGAGCAUUUGUUACCUCCUCCUCGUUAUCUCAACAACAAACCAAUUCGGAUUAUAUUAAUGUAAAUAAUUAUUUGCCCACCCCUGCUCCUUGGUGGUUUAACUAACCGUUGACUUUACUUUUAUUUAGUUUGUAUUCUUUGUAGUUCUUAUUCGUUGAGAACUAAGCAAUACUACCAAUUUUUUUUGAUUAUUCCAUACAUGCUACAUGUACACGUUAUUUUAUUAUUAAGUGAAACGAUUUUCAA